AGAAGGGCACGGAGAGGCCGAAAUAAGGCUACCCGGUGUAGCAAGAACUUGGAACUUAAUCUUUCAAACAUGCUGUCCAGGGUCGUUUUUGUUUCAGCCAGUGCCCUGAAAGGAGGUUCUCCCCUUGGAGCUGGUCUUGUCCAGGCAUCUCGCUCCCUGCACACAUCAUCCCAGAGUCUGGCCCCAGUGCCCCCUUUGCCAGAGAAGGGAGGCAAGGUCCGUCAUGGCCUCAUCCCAGAGGAGUUCUUCCAGCUCCUGUACCCCAAAACUGGAGUGACAGGACCUUACAUGUUGGGCACUGGCCUCAUCCUCUACAUGCUAUCUAAGGAAAUCUACGUUAUCAAUCAUGAGACAAUUGCUGCCCUCACCAUAGGCGCCAUUGCCGUCUAUGGUAUUAAGAAGUUUGGUCCAGACGUUGCAGCUUUUGCUGACAAACUUAAUGAGGAGAAAGUGGCCCAGUUUCAGGAGGUGAAGGAUCAUGCCAUGUCCAGCCUGGUUCAGGCUAUUGAGAAUGAGAAGAAGGAACAAUGGAGAGUGGAUGGAAGAUCAAUGCUCUUUGAUGCCAAGAGGAACAAUGUGGCCAUGAUGUUGGAGACCAACUACAGAGAGAGGCUACACAUGGUGACCAAUGAGGUGAAGAGGCGCUUGGACUACCAGAUUGCGCUGCAGAACCUUCACCGCCGGAUGGAGCUGGAGCACAUGGUCAACUGGGUGGAGAAGAGUGUCAUCAGCAGCAUCAGUCCUCAGCAGGAGAAAGAGAGCAUCGCUAAGUGUAUCACCGACCUGAAGGCUCUGGCCAAGACCACUCAGGCCAAAGCUACAGCCUAAACUGUCAAGUCUUCAGAGAAGGCUACUCUGAUCCCCAACUCACUGUCCCAAGACGAAAGAUUCACUUUUCUUUACAGAAUAAACUGUUUCCUGUUUAAAGAUUAUUUCUGUCGACAAUAUGGGUGUGUACAGUAUUUACACGUCAAAUAAAUGGAUCUUUAAUUCAACUUUAA
This is a messenger RNA of Monopterus albus (swamp eel), 1001 nucleotides long. It is a transcript of the gene atp5pb, whose product is annotated as ATP synthase peripheral stalk-membrane subunit b. Gene Ontology annotation, molecular function: proton-transporting ATP synthase activity, rotational mechanism. Gene Ontology annotation, biological process: proton motive force-driven ATP synthesis. The transcript is spliced from 7 exons. The record is from RefSeq and is a predicted model, not a curated record. NCBI's taxonomy places the organism in Eukaryota, Metazoa, Chordata, Actinopteri, Synbranchiformes, Synbranchidae. The coding region runs from base 70 to 828 and encodes 252 amino acids.